AUGGAGGAUGUAAGGGAUGGAGAUUUGAGGGUACCUUUAAUCUCCUCUCUCUUCUUCGUUUUGGUAAUCAUCGGUGGUAUUUUCCUCACUUUCUACGUUUUUCUACCCAGCAUCGCCCAGCCAUGGUUUCCUGUAGUUGCAUUUCUUCUGAUAGGCUCUCCUUGGGCCUUUUGGAUGUUGACCUAUUUGUAUACGUGCUUCAAGGGUACUUGUUGUCCUAGAGAAAUUUCCUACCCGUACGACGUCCAUCAGAAUUAUUCAAGGCGAGGGGGUCCUAUUUAUCCAAUGCCACCUCGUCAGAAUGCCAUGAUCUCAAGCCAAGACCAAGCCACGGGUAGGCCCUUAUCCAAGGAUAAACCCCCACAGCCACAGCCACAGCCACAGCCAUCAGGUGCGACCAAUGUUGUUGGUUCAAGGCAUGUGCACUUUGGAGAGGUGGUGGUGGUAGAAAGUGACGGAAGCAAGGUUAUCCAUGAAAUGGAUUCUUGGACAAAUCCAUCCAAGUUAGUCGUAAUGGCACCACCGAAAGCUAGAUCAUCUUGA
Lactuca virosa is the source of this 543-nucleotide messenger RNA. NCBI's taxonomy places the organism in Eukaryota, Viridiplantae, Streptophyta, Magnoliopsida, Asterales, Asteraceae. The record is from the annotation of a GenBank genome assembly.